Molecule: messenger RNA, 1482 nt
Organism: Pleuronectes platessa (European plaice)
Lineage: Eukaryota; Metazoa; Chordata; Actinopteri; Pleuronectiformes; Pleuronectidae
Product: S-adenosylmethionine mitochondrial carrier protein
Exons: 5
Coding region: 1-393 (130 amino acids)
Cellular component (GO): mitochondrial inner membrane
Molecular function (GO): S-adenosyl-L-methionine transmembrane transporter activity
Source: RefSeq, a predicted model, not a curated record
AUGACAUCAUUGGGGAGAAAAGGCAACAGGAAAAUAGCAGAACAAGCAUUUUCCCAGCCGUGGUUCUGGACCCCAGACCAGACCAAGACUCUGUGGUCGCGGAGGCAAGGUCACACACUCUACCCUUGGCAGGCUGCAGUGUGCGGAGCUUUUGCAGGGGCGAUAGCGGCAUUUGUUACCACUCCACUUGACGUGGCGAAGACCAGGAUCAUGCUUGCGAAGGCUGGGUCGACCACAGCGAGAGGCAACAUCCCGACCGUGCUCUACGACGUGUGGAAGAGCCGAGGCCUCACAGGUCUGUUUGCGGGCACCAUACCGAGGAUGGCCUUCAUCAGCGUGGGCGGGUUCAUCUUCCUGGGAGCCUAUGAGAAGGUCCGUUGCACUUUGCUCUGACCGUCAGUCAAGAGUUUCCGUUGAAAGCAUCGCUGGAAGUAGCACCCUCGUCUCCUGGAGGGGCCCUACCCCACCCCACUGUGCCUCCAUGAUGCUGCCCCCCCCCCCCCCCUCCACCUGAGAAGCAAGGAACACCCGGUGCUCGGGGCAAGAGUCGGCCACGAGCGCGAUCGCGUUACCCAGCAUUCCUGCUCACCAGUGCCCUGCAGAUUGAGCCUGACAGCUUCAGUCCUUCUUGUUUAACAGCAGCAGUGGUUUGGAGAAACGAGGCCACACCCGGAGCACUGAGGGAUCUCUACUGUUUAAUGAGUGUGUGAAUGAAUGAGUUAUGUUUUUAAAGAUCUGAUGAUUCCUCUAGUUCCCCGUGGGCGGCUCGCUGUACUUUCUACGUUGGUUCAGGAUUAUUUUAGUGUUUUAUCCAUAUUUUGUCUUCUCCAUGAAGUCAAACCUCCUGUUAAAUACACGCCUGGGAGAGACAGUGAUGUCUCACCAUUGCUACAUUCCCACUGGAGCAACACUGAGCUCAUCCAUCUGCAGCAGCUCUCGGUUUGUACUGAAGAUGACUCCAACAAUAGACCACUCUGUUCAAUUAACAAGGCUCUGGUUUUUAUUAGGAGUCUCAGGUGUCCUCCGCCAGCCUGUGUAUUACAGUCUGAGAUAUAUUUAUCUUAUUUAUUGAGAAAUAUUAUCAGGCGACUGGAAAGAAUUAUGUACUCGUUUGUUUUUAUGAUGUUAGAGCUAAUUUCUAUCAAAUAAAUGGUGACUGAUUCUUCAUAUGAAAAAUAAACAUGUCUCCAUACUGCUCCUGUGGUGUCAUCCAAGUGUCCCUAAGCCCCGACAUGCAAAUUCAACCAGAAAUGGGGUCAUUAACACAGUUUUAGCCUAAAUGUCCUUGUCCUGUGAUCAACGUGUGAACGCAGCUCCAGAGCAGGAUAUCACUGUAAAUGAAGGGUUGGCUCUAAAAAAAACUGCUGCUAUGAGGCAGAGGAAAAGAUCAAUUUCAGUCAAUUACACAGCUAUUUCAUAUAGAUCACUUGUCAGAUUUUGAUCCAGGUUUGGCAGAUUUAAUAAAAUAAAACUAUUCACUAA